Molecule: messenger RNA, 10588 nt
Organism: Phyllopteryx taeniolatus (common seadragon)
Lineage: Eukaryota; Metazoa; Chordata; Actinopteri; Syngnathiformes; Syngnathidae
Gene: serinc4
Product: serine incorporator 4
Exons: 12
Coding region: 3532-5121 (529 amino acids)
Cellular component (GO): membrane
Source: RefSeq, a predicted model, not a curated record
GUGGAAAUUCAUGGACAAAUGCAGAGUUGUAGUGGGCGACCAAAGGCAGUUAGGAGGCACGAUGUCCGCCAACCAGGGCAUGAACCAUCGCAGUGUCUACAAUUACUUCCUCAACAUGGUGGCCUAUCAGUGUCUGGGUGAGCGAAGGUGGGCGUGGACAUCGGUGACACACCUGUCAUGCAUUGUAAUCAUCAGCCUUUUUAGGGGGCACCGUGACAGUGUGUGGGCGUCGGAAUAUUCACUCGUUUCUGCCCCGUGUUUGCCGCCGUUCUGACCGCUGUCCAAAUUUAGGCUUACUACGAUUAUACCACACGGACCGUUUGUCGUGUCUCCCUGCGUUAUCUGUUUUUGAUUCUCUCUGGUUGUGAGUUCCUUUAGUUUUGUAUGUUUCGCCAUCACCUGCUCUGCCAUUUAAUUAAAAUUGUUCGGACCUCUUUUUUGGGAUCUGCCCUUACGGCAUUGCCGUUCAUGACAGGGGACCUGACUAAGAAGGCAGCAAGUUAAACGUCAAGUCCAAGUCAAUCAAUCAAUCAAUCUGAUAAAACAUGUUAUCUUCCUGCCCCAGAAUUUUAACCUUUUUUCAGGAAAUUAUUUUGGUUUCGCCCUUGUUUUUCAUGCGUUUUGACCAUUCUUACCAAUUGUUGCGCUUUGGCCAAUGGUGAUGGCCCUGAUUGCUCCGGCCAGGUCACAAUGUUUUUCAUUGCACGUUAUGUCAAGCGUGAUGACACCCUUGACCUUACACUGCUCAUCAACCGACUGCAAUUUUACCUCGGUGUUUGUUGGCUUUACUGUCAAAGUGAGUAGGUCCUUGGGGAUGCUGAAGUGUAUGUUAAUCUUACGCUAGUGUCAUUCCCCCCUUGAAGGCUAAUAUCAUUUCCGCAGCUAGAGUACAUUCUUACAACUGUCUUUCGAGGUCUUGACACUGAGAAAGUCCACUAACGACCAACCAAGCUACUAUUAGCAGGGCAGCCAAAAUGAAGAAUUUUUACAAACAGCGCUCUGUCCCACUUAUUAUGACCACCGGAGUGCACUAUAGUUGAUGAUGGGGAACUGAUCACUGUCAAAUAAGUCGCUGUCGAAUAGAUUGUCAAUCGUGGCUUGACCUUCUGUGUCGGGCAUUCUUGUAUCUUCUGCUCCUGUUGCAUCUGCUUCCACUGGGUCGGAACCUGGAGUGUCUGCUCCAGCUGCACCGGGCGAUGGAGCACCUGCUCCUGUUCCCUCUCCAGAGAUGCGAGGAGGUUCAUCCCCUGUUUCUCCCAUGGGGACGGCAGGAGCUUAACUUAGGCCAGGCCAAGUUAUACCAUCCCCGGCCUACUGUAGAUUUAUUCAAGCAGUUCCAAACUCCUACACUUUAGGUCCCAGACCAAACAUCUACGCGGGGAAUAGAUCUCAGACAAUUGUAAGUAAUAAUUCUACAUUUCAGGUAUUUCAAUAUUCCCAUCUGCAUUUCUCAUGGUUGUUGUUAAUGGUUGUUAUCUUUGUUAUCCCUCGUUUUUUGUUAUCAUGACAACAAAACACACAACAACAGAACAAAAGAAUACACAAAAACAUAAAAACACAGUACGGAGAGUCACUGAGCAAUGAAAGGUUACCGCUAAUGUGGUAAUGAUGAUACAAUUUUUUUUUUUUUGACAAAUGUGUCCUCGAGUAAUUUAGAGCAGUUUGAAAUGACUAAUAGAGCAAUAAUCUGGAACGCUGUCAAUUGUGCAAAUGGUGCAGAUACUUCUCAAGUACAUGUGUGACCAGCAUUGGUCAGCAACAGAUAUGCAAAUAGUGCAGAGUGGUGAGACUACUACAGUUAGUGCACUAAUAAUGUAUAAUUGGCCUGACAGAGAUGUGUGUCAACAAUCUCCAGACAAAGUUAACUUUUUAAGAAGUUAAUGGCAAGAGGGAAGAAGCUGUUGGAAUGUCUGCUAGUUUUAGUUUGCAUUGAUCGGUAGCGCCUACCUGAGGGAAGGAGCUGGAAGAGGUGGUGACCAGGAUAGAGAGGGUCCAAGAAGAUUUUGCAUGCUCUUGUCUUAGUUCUCGCAGAGUGGAAGCUCUCCAGGGUGGGUAGGCGGGUACCGACAAUUUUUUCAGCAGUUAUGAUUGUCCGUUGCAGUCGGAGUUAGCCCUUUUUUGUGGCAGCACCAAACCAGACUGUGAUGGAUGAACACAGGACUGAUUCGAUGACUGCUGUGGAGAACUGCCUCAGCACCUCGUGUGGCAGGCCGUGCUUCCUCAGAAGCCACAGGAAGUACAUCCUCUGCUGGGGCUUUUUGAGGAUGGAGAUGAUGUUUGUCUCCCACUUCAGGUCCUGAGAGACUGUAAUUCCCAGGAAGUUGAAGGUCUCGACGGUUGACACAGGGCAGUUUUACAGCAUGAGGGGCAGGUGUGGUGAAGGAUGCCUCCUGAAAUCCACGAUGAUCUCUACAGUCUUGAGCAUGUUCAGCUCCAGAUUGUGUCGGCCGCACUACAGCUCCAGCCGCUCCACUUCCUGUCUAUUUGCAUACUCGUCUUUGAUGAAACCGAUGACUGUGGUGUCUGCAAACUUCAGGAGUUUGACAGCUGGGUGCGUUGAGGUGCAGUCGUUCUUGUAGCGAGAGAAGAGCAGCGGAGAGAGGACACAUCCUUGCGGCACCCCAGUGCUGGUGGUACAUGUGGAUGAGGUGGUCUCCCCCAGCCUCACCUGCUGUGUCCUGCUCGUCAGAUGGCAGGUGAGACACUGAGCUGGAGAAGCUUGGAGGAGAGGAGUUUGGGGAUGGAAGGACAUCUUUCUAAUUCAAAGGGAUCUAUCAAUUAUACUAAGUAUAAUUAAUGUGUGUGAAUGAAUGUCUGGUGGUGACUGUCAAUUAAAUAACUCGCCUAAGCGAAGAUAUGUUAUCAGUGGCAUGCGUAGCUUAAAAAAAAAAAAAAAAAAAAGGAACUGCAAUGUUGAAUGCAGUGUGUGUUUGUAUAUCACCAGUUAAGCGUCGCUCUGUCUUUGGGGCUGCCAGGAGUCAGCCAGAGGUUGGAGGAACUGUGUCUCCCACCAUCGAUCGCCACUUUCUUCUUCGUACAGUCUCUGUUCCAAUGUCUAUCCACUGUCCCACAAUGGCAGCAUCUUCUACCCCCUCUGCGUCCCCUUCCUUGUCCAGUACCUGGCCUCGACCUCAAAUCUGGUUCAGCGAUACUUUGCUGUCCAUGAGGCUGUCGUUGAGUGGGUUCCACAAGACCAGAUGGUGUGGGAGGGAGGUGGCUGCUCUUGUGAGGUACUGCAGCAGUAGACGAGGGGACCGCAGAAGUGCUGUGUGUGAAGGGCUGUGCUGUGGGUUGCAGGAGGGGGUUGUGUUGUUGGUCUUCUUCCAGAUUGCACUCUCCUUGAUCUUUGUCAUUGGAGGGUUGAUUUGUGGAGGCCACUGUGGAACCCAACUCGCAACCACAACCUGACAUCCUACCCAAAGCCAACUCGGACAGAUUAGACCACAGAUAUGCUGCUGCUGUGGGCCUGCUUCCUGCUCGCUCUGCUGUGCCUUCUGUCCUCCAGUCAAAUCGUCCACCAGCACUCGGUUCAUGUACACCCUCUUCCACAUCAUGAGCUGCGCUGUCUCCUGCCUCAUGCUGUCGCGCACCGUCUCUGAGCUUGUCAGAGAAAAUGCAGCUUUCUGGGGACUCCCUCAGUGUUUUGUUUUGACACUGACAUCAGGUUCAAGAGAAAGGAGGGCAAGAAACAGAAGAUGGAACAGAAUGUUAAUUCCAGUUCAGCCUUUGAGCAACAACUACGCAAGUUUUUUUGUGUUUUUUUUUCCAGGGUGGCUUGUUGUUGUAUUUUGCUCAGCAUCCACCACACACAAGACUGGCAAUGUGCUAACGUGGAUGUGCUGUUUGUGUUUGUUUCAGGUGCCUUUCUUCAACAUGGUGUGUGAUCAGGCACAUGGUGGAGGACAUUGUGAGAUGCUUGUAGGCUACUCAGCAGUCUACAGAGUCUGCUUUGGCACUUCUUGUUUCUACCUAAUGAUGGCCAUCUUUCUUGUAGACGUGAAGUCUAGUCAGGACUUCAGAGCACUCAUACAUAAUGGUUUCUGGUUCCUGAAACUAAUCACCUUGCUUGGGAUGUGUGCCGCUGCCUUCUUCAUCCCAACAGAAUCCUUCCUCCAUGCUUGGCAUUACGUUGGUGUGGUGGGAGGAUUUGCCUUCAUCCUCAUCCAACUUAUCCUCAUCACAGCUUUUGCACACACUUGGAACAAAAACUGGCUUACUGGAGCAGCAGAAAAUAAACGUUGGUACUUGGCAGUGAUGUGCGCCACCCUUUUCUUUUACACCAUCGUCACGAUGGCGUUCACCUUCAUGUACAAAUACUACACACACCCCAUCGCCUGCCAAUUCAACAAGGCCCUGCUGUGGAUCAACUUGGGACUCUGCUGCCUCAUGUCCUUCAUUGCUGUCACACCAUGCGUGAAGCACAAGCAACCUCGAUCUGGGCUCCUUCAGGCUUCCAUCAUCAGCUGUUACGUCAUGUAUCUUACUUUUUCUGCAUUGUCUAGUCGCCCUCCUGAAAAAGUUGUGUAUCAGGGCAUGAACGUGACAGUAUGUUACCCCAGUGUGGGGCAAGAUGGGAUCCAGAAUGAGGGCAAUGCUGUGGCCAUCAUUGGAGCUGCAAUCAUGUAUUGCUGUGUUCUUUUUGCAUGCAAUGAAGCGUCCUACCUUGCAGAGGUAUUCGGUCCAUUUUGGAUGAUCAAAGUUUACCGCUAUGAGUUCCAGAAAGCCACCUGCUGUUUCUGCUGCCCUGAAGAGGAGGAAGUCGAGGAAGAGUUUGUGAUUGAUGAUGACAACAAGGGCUGUCAGAAGGUUAUUCACAAUGAGACGCAAAGAGUGGCAUAUAGCUACUUCUUCUUCCAUUUUGUCUUCUUCUUGGCCUCGCUUUAUGUUAUGAUGACCCUCACCAACUGGUUCAGCUAUGAGUCGGCAGUGCUGGAGACUACUUUCACCCACGGGAGUUGGUCUACUUUCUGGGUGAAGAUGGCAUCGUGCUGGGCCUGUGUGUUCCUCUACCUGUGGCUGCUGCUGGCCCCCUUGUGCAGCUGUCAAAAUGAUUCCAGACCGCGCCGCUCCCGCAUCAAACGACGCUCACCGUCCUCCCGUCACGUCACCGUCAGCGUCUGACAUACAGCACGGAAGCUGGGAGGUCACGUGAUGCCGUGUCUAGGGGUAUCAGGGAUGGAGGUCACAUGGUUCACAGGUCAAAGACUCUUGUUGCUGUGAGAUGGUCUAAUCAAUGGGCCAAUAUGAGCUAUGGUGAAUCCGAUAAUGCUUGAUGUCAUGAAGUUAAUAGAGACUUGACUGUAUGAAUUGCCAAAGUGAACGGAAGAGGUGAAGUGUCACGCUAUAUGGUGAUGGCAAAUACAGUGAAUAGGUAGACUUUCUAUAUCAUUGCAAAAACAUUCUAGACUUGGCCACUGUGACAUAACCUGUCUUCUUUUUUUUUUUUAAAGACAAUUUUAUUGCAUUUUUAUUUCGAGCCAGAAGUUAGCCAUUUUAGGUCUAGUCCUGGCUGAGGUUAGGGAUGACAUGUUAUCACGCUUAAAUGACAUAAGGCAUGUACAGCUGUUUACUUUUCUUUGUGUAUUUUAAGACAAUUGAACAUAAUAUUUUAGGUAAAAUAUUUUAUUCAUUUUACAUGUUAACAUGUUUUUUUUUGUUAUUUUUUUCAAAUGAUCAAAGCUCUGACACAAUGAAUCCACACAGUUUAUACAAUGCUACAAUCAAGCAAGACAUAUAUUCCAAUCCUGUUCUUUCAUUUGUAAAACAGAAAUUGUAAUUUUAACUCAAAUACCAAUAAGAAAAAACAAAUACACAAUUAUUAAUAAUGUUUCUGUACUGACUAUAUGAAAAGGUCUUUUAAUAUUUCUGCUUCUUUAAACUGGUAAUCAAUAUUUUAAAAAAUGAAUCUGUCUUGCUGUUAUGAGGUCACCAAGAGCAGACACACAGCUCAUCUUAACUUCGUAAUGUUACACUGCCUGUGUUCGGAGUAGAACAUCUGCACAUUAUCCCCUCGUGACUUUGUGUCAUCGUAAUUGAAAACCUACUGAUAAUAACAGUCAAAAUAAUCAGUUUUGCUAUGGUGAGUAAAUAUCUGCAUGUCCACGAUGUAUCAUAUUUACAUUCCAAAUUAAGUGAUGCCAGAGGCUUUAUAAAGAAACAGUUUGCCCUUGUUGUGUAGUAGAAUUUAAUAUUAAUACUAGCAAGCAUUUAUCAACAAAACCUGUUUGCUUUGGCCAGAAGCUUAAGAAGCCUCGUCAAUUAAUAUACAGUAAAUGAUAAACACUAACAGAACUUACUUAUUUUCUGACCCUUUAUAGUACAGUUUAAAUGUUACCAACACCCUAAACUGACUGUUUUGUUGUAACAAAACAAAGUACCAAUUUGUUUUAUAAUACAGAAUAUCUACAUUAUUAUAAGAGAUGAGUGUAAAACAAUUUUAAGUAUUAUUUGAACUAAUGCCCAAAUUACAUCAGCGCUAAAAACUUUAUUCACUUUUGUCUGGCCAAAAGCCAAAGAAAUAUUCGUUUUGUGUUACAAAUAGGAUUCUAAUCUUCUAUGCAUCAUUUCAAGAAUUACCGAACGACAAGGCAGCUAAAAAGGAAUGCAUGUAAUAAAAUAUGAAUAAAUAUGCAAUGAAGAAGAAUCAGUUUCUAGUUCAUGUAAAUUCUAAGAUACUGUAUCUGUCAUGUCCUGUGAAUGACCGCUGAUCAGUUCAGGGUGUGUACUUCGCCACGCACCCUUUAGGCUCCAGCUUCCCUAUGACUCAGAACUGUUGUAGGAAAUGGAUGGAUGGAUAUUCCUCAUAGUUUCAAAUGUUUUUCGUUUACUUAAUUGUGCAUUUGAUUAUGGCUGAUUAUGCAAAUUAGAAGCCAGCAGGGCUCAAUGAAAGGAUAGCUUUGUGCCUCUUGCCUUCAGAAAUAGUCUGUUCAGAAUUUAGUCAAAUCUGUAAUUAUUAUAAAAACAACAAAACUUUAUUCCAAUAGAAUUUUUGGUGAUUAGUAAUAUGCCCAAUCCCCAUGUGAUUGGGCGAUGCGGUACUGCAGUAGUACUACAAUACGAUACACAUAAAUAGUAAAGUUUACCCCCCAAUUGGCAUGUUCUCUCCGUGCCUGCGUGGGUUUUCUCCGGAUAUUACGGUUUCCUCCCACAUCCCAAAAACAUGCAUGCUAGGUUAAUUGAAGACUCUAAAUUGCCCGUGUGAAUGUGAGUGUGAAUGAUUCUUUGUCUAUAUGUGCCCCGUGAUUGGCUGGCAACCAGUUCGGGGUGUACCCCGCCUCCUGCCCGCAGUUAGCUGAGAUAGGCUCCAGCAUACCCACGACCCCAGUGAGGAUAAGCGGUGUAGAAAAUGGAUGAAUGGAUAUAAUAAUACAAAAUAUACAAGACAUAAUUUUUAUUAAAAGUCAAUAUAUACCGAACCGUACCGAAAAUCGCCACCACAAAAGCGAGAUACGAACAUUUUGUGAAUCAUUCCACCCCUAGGCAGUAUGCUUCAUUUUCAAACAUUUUACUGUUUAAAUACUGAGGUAACGUACUGUAUGUCGUGAAUCGAAAUACUUCUUUCCCUGAACGAACAUUCCUGUUGAGGUUGAUCAGUGUUAUACAAAUCACACUGCUACUGAAGGGAGCCCCAGCCUGUCUGUGAUGACUUGCUUAGUUGCUAAACAGCAUUGGUUGAUGAACAGCAGUGGUUCAGUAUCUGUAGUUCAGUAGCAAGUUUCCACCAUUGUAUAGAUUUGUAUACAAUGUUUUUUUGCAAAUUAUGCAAGUUUUCUGUCUGGUUUGUGAAAACUGUGUCUUUAAUGAAUAGUAAUCAACUUUACACCUAUUUUUUCAAUAAAAUUAACAAUCUGAAUUUUGAAACAACUCCAUUAAUGUUUGAAUGGAAGAAAACUAUACAACAUUUUACCACAAUUAGGAUUAUAGUUAACAAAAAGAAAAGAACAAAAUGAUUAAAAAAAAGAAUAUGAAGAACAGAUGUUCAAUACAGUGGAGUCACAGUAACUUUAGCUUACCAUAAAGCUUGCCAUACUUCUAAAAGGCUAGUGGGAUACAAUCAGUCCAUGAUUGGAGAAUAGAUUCUGAAUGCUAUAUCAACUCUUUUUUAUUUCUUUUUCAAUAAAUAAUCAGCCAAAUUAGCUUCACUUCAUUGCCAGUGGUGUCUGACUGGCCAAUAUAGAGUGCUAGAGUGCACACCACCAUUUAUCACAUUAUCUUGAAUGAGAAGAAGUAAUAAACUAGAAAUGUUUCAAAAUGUAUCAGUAUCUAUUUUUAGAUGAGCAGGAUAAAUAUUAUAUAGUUAAUGACGAGUGAUUUUUUUUUGUUCAUCUGCGUUGUCUAAUUUGUAUGGUGGCCUGGAAGUCCAAAAUAAUAUAACAAAUUGUGAAACACUUACAUUUCAGAAAACAAAUUAACAAAAAGCGAAACACUUUUACAUUUCAGAAAACACAUUAACAAAAGAGGAAACAAAUUACAAAAGACGAAACAACCGGAAAGGGAACGUCCCAUUUCACAGACCUUCUUAGAAAUCCCACGCCCUUUCUCGGCAAGACCCGCCCCGCUUCAACAUGAUCCUAACCUUAACUGAUCCUUAACCCCAAUCCUACUUCUAAACCUAAUCAUAAACUUUUUAGUUUUUUGAAAUUAUAUUUGGGAUGAACAUUUUGUUACAUCUGCGCAGCCUACCCUUCCCGCGAUGCAGGAGCCAAUCAUGUUGAAGCGGGGCGGGUCUUGCCGAGAAAGGGCGUGGGCUUUCUAAGAAUGUUUGUGAAAAGGGACCUUCCCUUUCCGGGUGUUUCGGCUUUUGUAAUUUAUUCUGUCUUUUGUAAAAGUGUUUCGGCUUUUGUUAAUUUGUUUUCUGAAACAUAACGUUUUUUUUACAUUGUUUUUGCACUUCCAGGCCACCGUAGAUUUGUUACGUAUUUCCACCCUAGACCAGGGGUGGGCAAACUUUUUGGCGCAGGGGCCACAUUGACUUAAAAUUUGACAGGCGGGCCAAGCCAGGACCAGAUGCUUACAUACAAAAAAUAAAUAAAAUAAAAGGCAUUAUAGUGUUAAUACUUAGAGUUACUUUUAAUGGGAACAGUGUUGUUUUGUUGAUCACUUUUUUUUUUUUUGCCAGUGCAUCAAAGUCUGGUGUUAGUUUUGUUGUGGCAAUUCUCAGAACACAUCUGAGGUGUGAGAUCAGCUGAGAUCUGCAGGAUGUUCUGUUGGUGUUCGUCACACUAAAAGUAUGUUCACACACGUUUACAGCCAAACACCACCAGCAUCCUCUGUGCCAUCUUCUGGAUUUUUUUUCAUUUGCCUGCACUUAAUGAAGCACAAAACUCAUCCAGUCUGAGAGUUGAACUUCUCUUUUAAGACAGUAUCACAUUGGAGAUCAGUCAGUUCCAUCUGCAGGUCCCGUGGCGCUAUUUCAGGGUCUUGUGUGACUGAAUCUUGGAUAGCAUUUUGUCAGAUAAAGGUGUUUUGCUGAGCCUGCAAGCUUGAUUUUAACCUCUGAGCCGUAGCCAUCAGUUCCUGCGUUGAUUGGCUGUUAGCAUAAUCAGUAUGCUUGGUGGAAAAGUGACGGCUGAUGUUAUAUUCCUCUAAAACCGCAAUGGUUUAUUAACAAAUUAGACAUACAGCCUUUUGACCCGGACUUCAGUGAAAAAGUAUUUAGUAGUCCAUUUUAUAUUAAACACUUGGCACUCACUGUCGACUUUUCUUUUCUUUGGCCCACUCAUGGUUGAAGAAAGGUUCAGAGCAGUAGCAGAGAGAAAACAAAACAGCCAAAGUCAAGUCAAUGUAUCACUGUACCUACUGCGCUACCUAGUGGAAACACUAGGCAUUACAGGACAACCUGGUGGAACCAAUGUGCAUUACAGCACAACCUGGAGGAACCACUCGGCAUUACAGGAUAAGAUCAAAUGAAUGCAGUCAUGAUUUUGAUAUGAUUUGGGCAAUUCUGUACCAAUCUUUGGCGGGCCGGAUGGAAAUGAUCAACGGGCCGAAUGUGGCCCGCGGGUCGUAGUUUGCCCACCCCUACCCUAGACUCUUGUUGUGUUGUACAUACGUAGUUGCAUGUUAGCGAUAGGAGCAUGUUGAGGCACAGCUAUUCUGUGCCCAGAGCUGAAUGAGCUCUAUGUACGCAACAUUUCCACGUUUCGUGUUCAGUGCCAUGUGACCUUCCCGUUGGGAGGUAAACACAUAGUAACAACUAUAAGCUAGUCAAAGUUCAAUCACUGUCUCCUAGAGUUAAGUUAUUAUGAGUGACCUACACAGAAUACUCAGAGUCAGCUUGAAAAGGGUAUUGAGUUUUAGGUCUCGUACCUCAGCAGUUUUGAAAGUAAGUUGGCUUACAUUUGUAUGGUUUGGUGUUGUCUGAAGAGCCAUAUAGAGAUAUUCAGUUACCUCUCUCUCUCUCUCUCUUUACAUAUAUAUAUAUAUAUAUACAUACAUACAGUGGGUACGGAAAGUUUUCAGACCCCCUUAAAAUUUUCACUCUUUGUUAUAUUGCAGCCAUUUGUUAAAAUCAUUUAAGUUUAUUUUUUUCCUCAUUAAUGUACACACAGCACCCCAUAUUGACAGAAAUAAACCUGAAUUUUCUUUG